AUGAAUGAUACCAAGAAAGUGUUUUUAUCGACAUUUUCAAGAACUUAACGAUCGGAGAGCUACCUUUGGAAGACAAAUGAUACCAUUUACGCGCCGAUCGAAUUACAAAAUAUAAAUACGCGUAUUUGACGACACGAACAAAAUAUCGAACUUUUAUCGAAAAAAACCGACGACGUUUACGGUUUAGUUCGUGCACGACACGACGUACGACACGAGUGAGAAAGCGAGAGGGGUUGGGGAAAAGAAAGAAAGAAAGAAAGAAAGAAAGAAAGAAAGAAAGACGGACGGACGGACGGACGGAUCGUUUCGUACAUUUCUCCGUUAAAUUAUUUAUCUUACUUUUUUCAUUCCGCCUCUUACUUUUUACAAAUUUGUGGGAAUAUAAUUUGAAAUAUGCGAGACGCGUCUACGUCUAUUACUCUUGGUAAUGUACGUCUAGAAAUCUAUGCUUGCAAGGAUUAUCUAGGGAUUUUUUUCGACAAUCGUGCGAACAUGCGCCAUAGUACGUGCGAUUUGGGAACUUGUACGACGACAGCGAGUUCUCCCGUAUCUACUUUGCACCGGCGUGAAUUUCCACACGUAUAACGUUUAUCUCGACUUACGAUGUCCAGAGUGGUGGAAGAAGGUGAAUUUUAAAUCUUUAUUCGUAAAAAUAAAGAACGUCGUUCGUUCGUUUGUCAAUCGUCGGUUGUUUUCUCAUAUGCCUUCAGUCGAAGAAGUGGAUCAAUUGGACAGCGGUAUGGGUAGUAGCGACGCACAUUCUCCCGAGGUGAAAUCGCUUCUCCCUGAUGACGAGGACGACGAAGAGGAUGAAAGUCUGGCAGAAAGAUUAUUGGGUCUCACGGAAAUGUUCCCGGAAGAAGUACGUAAUUUGGGAUACAAUGUCGGUACUUGUUUGUGCAAUUGUAUGAAAGAACGAGUACAAAUGGAAGAGGCACAACGCACGCAACAGAAACAAGUUUUGUUGGGACCUAGCAAAGCCAUGUCGAACGUAAACGCUUCGAGUCUUCCAAUGGCUCCGCCAGUUCAGCAAUAA
Molecule: messenger RNA, 1036 nt
Organism: Heterotrigona itama
Lineage: Eukaryota; Metazoa; Arthropoda; Insecta; Hymenoptera; Apidae
Source: the annotation of a GenBank genome assembly